This is a messenger RNA of Crotalus tigris (Tiger rattlesnake), 2742 nucleotides long. RefSeq names its product lebercilin-like protein. Bases 553 to 2271 code for a protein of 572 amino acids. The transcript has 9 exons. The record is from RefSeq and is a predicted model, not a curated record. Gene Ontology annotation, biological process: intraciliary transport. NCBI's taxonomy places the organism in Eukaryota, Metazoa, Chordata, Lepidosauria, Squamata, Viperidae. Gene Ontology annotation, cellular component: axoneme.
CCUACACUAAAGUUCAUAGGAUAGAUAUUUACCAAGGAAAAUUAUAAUAUUUAUAAAAUGCUCUUAAAAAGUGGGUUUAAUUCUGUUUGCUUUUUGAUUAAAUCAGGAAAAAGGAGCUGUUUCAUAGGCCAGGACUGAGGAGUAUUACAUCCAGUAGAAAAACAUAAUUUAUUGAAUGACUGCAGUGAGGAGCGGGAAGGAAACUGGAGAUGACAGAGUUAUAAAAACGUCGCCUUAACGUCUGCCACCUUAUCUUUUCCUUCCAUUCAACUUUGCCUUACAAGUCCCAUGAUGCUCAGAGAAGAAGUUCUCUAGUUGCCAUGGUAGCAAAGAUCUAAACAUCAACUUCUCUGCCAACGAAGCCCAAGAACCGGGUAACGUGAAUAAACAGACCACGGGUAGAAGUCUCUGCCUGGCAUCGUAGGACGGAAGUGUAAACCCUGGAUGCUUAGCGGGCACUUUGAUUUCUGUUCUCUGGGCAAUCGAGGAGUGCUUGUUUCGGGUUGUGGGAAAUUUUAUGUAUAAUUCACAUUCUUCCCUGCCAUUGGUGGAAUGAUGGUUUCUCCUGAUACAUCCCUUUGUUAUACCGUCCAAGAGGAGAAGACAUGUGAAGAAUGUAGAAAAAGUGGAAGCUCAAACAAUUCUCCAGAUUCCUCUGAAACCUCCACAAGCAAAGAGGGUGGCAGCUUCAUUAUUCCAUUGUUCCAGCAGCCAGAAACUACAGAACGGAACUUACCAGAGAAGAAAAAGGGAAACCAUCUCCAUGCAAAAGGAGGUAAAACAUUGCCUAAAAAGAAACGUCAGCAGAAGACCACAUUGACGACUGACCAUAAUGUGGCUUCCCAUCUAUUGUUAGCAACAGACCACAACAUUAAAGAACUGAAAAAUGAAGUGGCUGUUGUGCGGAAUAAACUGGAGACAUUUACUGUGGAAAAUAAAACCUUGAAGCGUCUUCAGUCACAACAUUUAAAAGCAAUUAGUAAACAUAAAAAUGCAGAGAUUAACCUGCCUGAUCUUUUGGCCACGCAAUCUAAUGAAGUGCUGACUCUGAGAUCGCUUCUCAGGACAUCUCAGGAAAAAGAGCGCAGGGCUUCCAACAAGCUGAGAGAGGUUGAGGCAGAACUCUUAAAAACAAGGGACGCCUUGCGGGCGUUGCAGAAACUUUCUGAAGAGAAGAAACUUGAAGACAGAGAAGACCUAAAGCGUAAAUUAACAUCAGUUACCCAAAAAUUGGAAGCCAAUGAUAAGAGAAUCCAGGAUCUAGAAAAGCAGAUGUCGUUGAAUACUACUUCCUUUAAUCAUCAGUUAGCAGUUGCGAAGAAAAUGACAACUGAAGCUCAGUCAAGCACUGCAAAUUUACAAGUACAAAUCAAGUCGCUGAAGCUGAAACUUAAGGAAAGAGAACGAGAACUAAGCAUAACAAAUAUUUAUGCACGCCGGAUGGGUAAAAAUCAGUCAGAGAAAGCAGAUUCCUGUUUUUCUCCAAAAGUUGUUAAAGUCAGCAAAGCUAUCCAGGUAAAUAUCAGCCUAAAACCCAGGACACUUGGGAAGGGUGAGCCUGAAGGAAGUCAAAUGACCUUCCACGAGGAAUUGAAAGCCAACAUUGAACCUGAAACAGGAGUUCAUCUCCCUGAAAAAUUACCUGUGCACAACAUUUCAAAUGGGACAUUCAUGGGAUUACAAAGUGAAGAGAUCGGAUCAAGGGUAGAAGGAAACAUCCAGUAUGAAAAGAGAGAAAGACAGAAGAGCAGGAGAGAAAGGCAAGGGUUGGACUUACUUGAAGAAGAGUUUAAUAAAGUAAAAGCUGAACCAUCAUUUUUUCCUACAACUCAAGUUAUGCCCAAAGUAAACAAUUUUGAAUAUGUUGCCAUGGAAAAAGAGGAAAACAAAGCAGAUAAGGAGGCAAAAGAAGCUAUUUGUGAGGAAGUAAUAACAGCAAUACCAAAGCAUAGACCAUCUACCUUGAAAAAACACUAUGUAUUUACAGAAGCCACUGAAAAUUUGCAUCAGGGAUAUCCCUCAACUGGUCCCUUAGUCAAACCAAGGAUGCCAUGCAGUGGAAGACCAAGAAAUCGGCAACAGGGUGAAUUAACCCACUUUUUGGAAGAUCCUGUCACCAAUUAUGAGCCCUCAUUUGCUAAAUUUCCAAACAAAAGACCAAAGGACAAGACUUCAACUCCCGGUGAAGAAACCACACCGAAGAUACCGCCAGAAAAGAAAAGGCUUUUGUUGGAAAAACUGUUUGGUUCAAAUAGCAUAUUUAGCAAAUGAUGGCUUGCAUUAUGUUAUUCCUAUCAAGCGCAUAGAUAUUAGAUAAUAGAGAUCAGAAAGUAUUAGAACUAGGACAUAUUACAUAGUAGAUAGAGGAUAGUAUUAGAACUAGGAUAUAUUAGAUAAAAGAUAUUAGAUAGUAUUAGAACUAAGUGAUAUUAGAUAGUAGAUAUUAGUAUUAGAACUAGGAUAUAUUAUAAUAGUGGAUAUUAGUAUUAGAACUAGGAUAUAUUACGUAGGGGAUAUUAGUACUAGAAUUAGGAUAUAUUAGAUAGUAGAUAUUAGUUAGAAUUAGAACUAAGCAAUAUUAGGUAUUAGAUAUUAGUUUUAGAAUUAAAAUAUAUUAGAUAAUAGAUAUUAGAUAAUAUAAAAACUAGGAGAUAUUAGAAGUUUCUGUAGUUACUAUUGUAAUAAGCAUCACAAAAGAACUGUAUUUUGUGAACGUUUUGCACAUUUUUAAUAAAACAUAUA